AGUUCUCUCUCUCUGUGUUCAUCUUCUUCUUCCAUGGCUACGAUCCAGUCUGUUAAGGCGAGGCAGAUCUUCGACAGCCGUGGUAACCCCACCGUCGAGGUCGAUAUUGUUCUUUCAGAUGGUUACUUGGCUAGAGCUGCUGUUCCCAGUGGUGCCUCUACCGGUGUGUACGAGGCUCUAGAGUUGCGUGAUGGAGGCUCAGACUACCUCGGAAAGGGAGUCUCAAAGGCUGUCAACAAUGUCAACUCAAUCAUCGGCCCUGCUUUGAUCGGCAAGGACCCAUCCGAGCAAACUGCCAUUGAUAACUUCAUGGUUCAGCAGCUUGAUGGAACUGUUAAUGAGUGGGGUUGGUGCAAACAGAAGCUCGGCGCAAAUGCUAUAUUGGCGGUGUCUCUUGCAGUCUGCAAAGCCGGGGCUUAUGUCAAGAAACUUCCUCUUUACAAGCACAUUGCCAACCUUGCUGGCAACAAGAACUUGGUGUUGCCUGUUCCUGCUUUCAACGUCAUCAACGGAGGAUCACAUGCAGGAAACAAACUUGCCAUGCAGGAAUUUAUGAUUCUUCCUGUUGGAGCUUCCUCAUUCAAAGAGGCCAUGAAGAUGGGUGUGGAAGUAUAUCACAAUCUUAAGUCUGUGAUUAAAAAGAAAUACGGACAGGAUGCCACUAACGUUGGUGAUGAAGGUGGAUUUGCUCCCAACAUUCAGGAGAAUAAGGAGGGUCUUGAAUUGCUUAAGAUUGCCAUUGAGAAGGCUGGAUACACUGGAAAGGUUGUCAUCGGAAUGGAUGUUGCUGCAUCUGAGUUUUAUGGAACUGAUAAAACGUAUGAUCUUAACUUCAAGGAAGAGAAAAACGAUGGUUCCCAGAAGAUCUCUGGAACUGCUCUCAAGGACCUCUACAAGUCAUUUGCGUCCGAGUACCCUAUUGUCUCAAUUGAAGAUCCUUUUGACCAAGAUGACUGGGAGCACUACGCUAAGAUGACAGCUGAAUGUGGAGAGCACGUACAGAUUGUCGGAGAUGAUCUAUUGGUCACCAACCCCAAGAGGGUUGAGAAGGCAAUCAAGGAGAAGAGUUGCAAUGCUCUUCUUUUGAAGGUGAAUCAAAUUGGGUCUGUCACUGAGAGUAUUGAGGCUGUAAGAAUGUCUAAGAAAGCUGGGUGGGGUGUUAUGGCCAGCCACAGAAGUGGAGAAACUGAGGACACUUUCAUUGCUGAUCUGUCUGUUGGUUUGGCCACGGGUCAAAUCAAGACCGGAGCCCCCUGCAGGUCAGAGCGUCUUGCCAAGUAUAACCAGCUCUUGCGUAUUGAGGAAGAGCUCGGCUCAGCAGCAGUCUAUGCUGGAGCUAAGUUCCGCGUGCCAGUUGAGCCCUAUUAAAACAUGAAGUGCACGAGUGCUUGAGCGGGAUUUGAGAAAUCGGCGGUUCAGUGUGGCGAAUAAGUUUUACUUGUAGAAUGGCUUAGUUUAGUUGUAUGGAACUUGAAUCCCUUUUUCCAAUAAUUUUCAGCAGAAGUUUUGUUUUGAGAGCUUGAACACAAUGCUGUACUGAAUUCUUUUAAGCGAGCAAGUUCGACUGCGUGAA
Molecule: messenger RNA, 1573 nt
Organism: Argentina anserina (silverweed cinquefoil)
Lineage: Eukaryota; Viridiplantae; Streptophyta; Magnoliopsida; Rosales; Rosaceae
Product: enolase
Exons: 18
Coding region: 34-1368 (444 amino acids)
Biological process (GO): glycolytic process
Cellular component (GO): phosphopyruvate hydratase complex
Molecular function (GO): magnesium ion binding; phosphopyruvate hydratase activity
Source: RefSeq, a predicted model, not a curated record